Messenger RNA from Saccostrea cuccullata (small rock oyster), 3100 nucleotides. Its product is annotated as E3 ubiquitin-protein ligase TRIM36-like. Bases 168 to 1835 code for a protein of 555 amino acids. The transcript has 2 exons. Gene Ontology annotation, biological process: proteasome-mediated ubiquitin-dependent protein catabolic process; protein polyubiquitination. Gene Ontology annotation, molecular function: protein binding; zinc ion binding; ubiquitin protein ligase activity. The record is from RefSeq and is a predicted model, not a curated record. NCBI's taxonomy places the organism in Eukaryota, Metazoa, Mollusca, Bivalvia, Ostreida, Ostreidae.
UGAAUCUACUUGUUUCCAUCCUAAAGAGGUUAAUUAGCUUUUUCCGGCAACGUUUCACAAUGAAACAUAAGUAUAUAAAUAUAAUACAACAUUUGUGCUUUUAUUGUUCACUUCCUCGUACAUCAUUUCUACGAUAUAUCACAUGACCCAUGGAAUGAAUUUUAAUUAUGGAUUCCAAAUGUAGCGCACAAGAUGUUUUGCGAUGUGAUCUUUGUAAAACUCCUCUUCCUUCAAUGCACUGUGACUUCUGUCAUGUCAAACUCUGUAAGACCUGUGUAGGAGAGCAUCUCUCUGAUUUAUCUAAAGAACAUAAAGUGGUCAGAUUUAAGGAUCGAGGAUCAACACUUAUCUUUCCUGAGUGCACAAUUCAUAUAAAACAUCAUUGUCAACUUUUUUGUGAAGACUGUAACUGCCCUGCGUGUUCGUUUUGCCUUUCGUCCAACUCCCACAAAGGCCACACGUUGAAACAUUUUUUGGAAAUAUUGAAAUCCAGGCAAAAGGACAUUGAUACAGAUAUCAAAGAAUUAGAAGAUUCCAUAUGCCCUAUAUAUGAAGAAAUUUCGAUCAACAUCGUAAAAGAAAAACAAAGCGCAGAAAAUCACUACAAAAAAUUAACAUUAGAUGUCACUAAGCAAGGAGCAGAGUGGCAUAAAGUGAUUGACAUAGUUGAGAAAAAUAAAAUAUCAAACAUCGAAGAAAUGAAGCAGAAGCACCUGGAAGCUCUCAAGGAAAAAGAAUCCGAAAUUAAUCGGAACAUUUCUAAAGCAAAGCAAUUUAUUCUAGAUCUGAAGAAAAUGCUAGAUUCUAAUGACAUUUCCUUAGUAACUACAUACAAAUCCAGCAAUGCUGUCUUCAGGACAUUGCCUCCUAAAGUUACAGCAGCUGUACCAAGUUUCUCUUUUGAGAAAGUCAACAAGGAAUUAAUUUCGGACCUGUUUGGUUCUCUUUCGACCUUAUCCUUUAUUAAAGAAGAGCGUGCCUCUACAAUGAAAACGCCAGAAGCUGAAUCCUGUCCUCCUGUCAAACCACUGCUUGAUGAACCAGAGGUCAUUAACAUCAUAGACACUGGGUAUAAAUAUCUUAAUAGUGUUACCUGCCUGGGUGAUGAAGAAAUUUGGACUUGUGGAAACAGCAAAGUCAUGAAACUCUACAACCUACAGGGCAAAUUACUGAAGUCAAUUCAAACCAAGUCAAAGAUCCCUCCUCGGGAAAUAGCAGUUACAGAAUAUGGAGAACUUGUCUACACCGAUGAAGUCACAAGAACUGUUAACUUAGUGAAAAAUAAGCAAAUAGAAGAGCUUAUUAGAUUAAUGGGAUGGAUUCCAGAAAAUGUUUGUGUUGAUGCUUCUGGCGACCUUCUUGUUACUAUGGCUAGUGAUACAGAAUCAAAAAUUGUACGUUAUUUCGGCUCUUCAGUAAAACAAACUAUUCAGUAUAAUCAUAAGGGCAAACCUUUGUUUCCAUCUGGCAGUAUCAAAUACAUUGCUGAGAACAGAAAUCUAGAUGUAUGUGUUGCUGACAUUGCAACUGGUGCAGUAGUAGUCGUCAAUCAGUUUGGAAAACUACGAUUUAGGUAUACUGGCCACCCAUCAUAUGGCAAGGGACCAUUUUAUCCUCAUGGCAUCGCUACAGACAGCCGAAGUCAGAUUCUGACGGCUGAUUCAAAUAACCACUGCGUGCAUAUCUUGGAUAAAAACGGGAAGUUCCUUCGGUACAUUGAUAACUGUGAUCUAAGCAACCCGUGGGCGUUAUGCGUUAAUUCAAAAGAUAACCUCUUUGUGGCGGAGCAAUACAGUGGUAAAGUGAAGCAAAUUAAAUACAUGCAAGACGGUUGACAGGUUACAUUAAACGAUAGUUUUAACUUACCUCCGCUCUGUUUCAUUGUCAAUAGUUAUAACAACAGCUAGAGAUAUAUUAUAUAUCUCUGCAACAGCUAAACAACGCGAAAUGUAAACAAGUGGCCCAUUGGCCACAUUGCUCACCUGAGUAGCUUUGACCAUUCUGUUCUUUAUCAGAUUCCUUCCUUGUCAUACAUAUUGUGACCCCAUCCUACCCCAGGGGUCAUAAUUUGGACAAUUUAAAAUCUAAACUAUCCCGGGAUGCUUCCGCAUAAGUUUUAGCUUGUUUAGCCCAGUAGUUCUUGAGAAGAAGAUUUUAAAAGAAUUUUCCUAUAUAGUUUAGUGUAAAACUUGGGCCUCCUACUGUGCCCCGCCCUACACCCGUGGGCCAUGCUUUGAACAAUAUAAGAUCUACACUCCCAAAGAAUGAUUCCACAUAUGUAAGUCUCAGCUUUUCUGGCCAAGUGGUUCUUGAGAAGAAAUUCAAAUUUUUCAAAUAUAUUUUUCAAUGUAAAACUUCGGUUCCCUAUCGUGGCCAUGCCCCACCCCUGGGAGUCAUGAUUUGAACAAUUUAGGAUCUACACUACCCCAAGAUGUUUCUACAUAUAAGUUUCAGCUUUUCUGGCCCAGUGGUUCCAGAGAAGAAGAUUUUUUCCUAUAUUUUUUCUAUGAAAGACUUUGAUUCCCUAUUGCGGCCCCAACCAACCCCGGAGGUCAUUGUUUGGACAGUUUAGAAUCUACACUACCCCAAGAUGCUUCCACAUAAGUUUCAGCUUUUCUAGCCCAGUGGUUCUUGAAAAAGAUUUUUUAAUGACCCCACCCUAUCUUUGUCUUUUUUUAUUAUUUCCCCUUAUGAGGGGACUUGGCCCUUAAUUUUAACAAUUUGAAUUUCCCUUCACCAAAUGGUGGUUUGUUCCAAGAUUGGGUAAAAUUGGUCCAGUGGUUCUUGAGAUGAAGUCGAAAAUGUGAAAAAGUUUACAGACGGACGGACGACGGACAAAAUGUAAUCAGAAAAGCUCACUGAUUAAUAAAAAGUUUGUGAUGAAUGUUUUAUAUGUUGGGUAAAAAAAACAGGUAAAAGAUGAAAUAACAACUGUACAAAAAUUAUCAACUUAUAUAAAUAUUACAUAUGAUCGUUUGAACUUCUGUCCUUUCAUCGUUCUUGUUAAAACUAUGCGCAUGGUGUACCUUCCAGAACAUGUCCCUUCGGAGUCUGAUUUAAAGAUUCUGACAAUAACUAAUCAUCAGCUUAUAGUGAUAUA